GACACGACAAACAUGCUGGGGAGACUGCUGCUGACGGCCGCCGUGGUGCUCGCCGCUAUUCACGGGUCCGCCGCCCAGUUCCAACCAACCCAAAAUAAAGACAUUGCUAUGACGGAGUGCCCUGAUGGCCAGCCCCUUGUGCACUGCACAGUAGACCCCUGCAGUACCGUUCUGUGCCCGGCGAGAACACAGUGUGUGUCCAACUACUGCGGUGGGUGUAAUGCCGUGUGCGUCCCGAUUAAACCUCCGGUUCGGUGCACCAGCUGGACAAACUGGUUUGACCGAGACAACCCCUCCGUCACCGGCGACUGGGAAACGUUGUCCAACCUACAGGAGGAGAACCCGGGCAUGAUCUGUAAGGCGCCCACCGCUAUCGAGGCGCGCGUCGUCGGUACAGGGCAGGACGCGCUGGCCACGGGGGAAAACUUCGCCUUCUGUGACGCCACCACCGGCUUCGUGUGCAGGAAGGACGACCAGCCCGACAACGAGUGUCUGGACUAUGAAGUCCGCUUCUGCUGCCCUGAAACCGUUCCAGACUGCCCUGCCGGGUCCUGGACGCCCUGGUUUGACCGUGAUAACCCCUCUGUCACCGGCGACUGGGAAACCCUAGGGUCGCUCCGGAAGGAGAACCCGGGCAGGAUCUGCUUUAGCCCUACAGCUGUGCACGCGCGUCAUCAAUACACAGGUGGAGGCGUCGCUUGCAGGAGAAGUCCUCUACAAGUACGACACGACAAGCGGGUUCGCCUGCAGGAAGGUCGACCAGGACGACAACACGUGUCUGGAGUAUGAAGUCCGCUUCUGCUGCCCUCCGUGCCCCCGUUGGACGCCCUGGUUCGACCGUGACAACCCGUCUGUUACCGGGGACUGGGAGGUUCUGUCCCACCUCCGCCCGGAAAACCCCGGCCAGAUCUGCCGAUCGCCCAUCGACAUA
Messenger RNA from Branchiostoma floridae (Florida lancelet), 931 nucleotides. RefSeq names its product mucin-5AC-like. NCBI's taxonomy places the organism in Eukaryota, Metazoa, Chordata, Leptocardii, Amphioxiformes, Branchiostomatidae. The record is from RefSeq and is a predicted model, not a curated record. The transcript has 7 exons. Bases 13 to 789 code for a protein of 258 amino acids.